Messenger RNA from Cyclopterus lumpus (lumpfish), 999 nucleotides. Its product is annotated as olfactomedin-4. Gene Ontology annotation, biological process: signal transduction. The record is from RefSeq and is a predicted model, not a curated record. Lineage: Eukaryota; Metazoa; Chordata; Actinopteri; Perciformes; Cyclopteridae.
AUGUUGCCGAUCCUGCUGCUGCUGCUGCUGCUGCUCAGUCCUGCUUUGGCCUGGAUCCCAAUGCAUGACUGGGAGUCUGGCAAUGUGACUGCAUCAGUGGGUGAGUCCAGCCAGUGCGUUUGUUAUGUGUAUUUACCUGAAACCACCUUCCCUGCAGACCGCGUUCAGCACAUGCAGCAAGUCAGCAAGGAUCUGAUCCUGGAGGUGGAAAUUCAAAUGAACAAGGUGCAGAGCAUUAGCAAACCAAUGGUGGUCCAACUGAAUGCUCAUUUAAAUGUAGGUUUUCAGUAUGGGGGCUGGGGAAAAGACUCCAAACCUAUCAGAGGCUAUGAAUCAAUGUACUUCUACGGUGCAUACAGCACUCCCUCUGUGCAUGACUUCUAUUUGUACUCCAAUUAUGAAAAGCUGAUUUUGAGGUCCUCGUUCAAACACCAUGACAUACCAAGCAGGUGGGAAGGUACCGGUAACAAUUACAUUGUUCACAGUAACGCCAUAUAUUAACAGCACAAUACCCCUUUCAGUAUAAGCAAACUGAAUCUGACGAGUUCAAAAUAUGACUACAGAGUCCUUCCAGCUGCUAGUCAAAGAUUCUCGUACAGCUACUCAGACCAUCAGAACAUGGACUUUGCAGCUGAUGAAAAUGGCUUGUGGGUAAUGUAUGCCUCAGAGGAGAGCAAAGGCAAAAUGAUCCUUGCUAAAAUAGAUGAGAAAUCUUUUGGCAUUGAGGAUGAGUGGAAGACCAGUGUGUUCAAGCAGUUGGCUGUCAAUGCUUUCAUGGCCUGUGGAGUCAUGUACGCCACCAGGUCAGUGGAUCUGAACACAGAGGAGAUCUACUACGCCUUCGACACUAAAACCAAUGAGGAGAAACACCUCAACGUUCAAUUCCAGAAGUUCCAGGAGAAAUACACCAACCUGGACUACAAUCCCUCCGAUCAGAAGCUCUACAUGUACAACAACGGCUACUAUGUGUCUUACAGCGUGAGGUUCAACAAGGACUGA